UGUGGGUGUAGACAUGGCGGCCUCCAUGGCAGAAAGUUGUAGGGCGUCUAUGUACCUGGCCUGGAGCUACCGAAUGGCCAGGCCACGGCUUGCUGCUCUCGCGUCUGAUGCCUGCCGCGUCCACACGGGCCCAAGUCGGUUUCAGAGCACCGGGCCAUCCGAGCCCGGUGGGUUCAAGCCGCCGCCAAAACCUGUCAUCGUGGACCGGCGCCGAGCCCCAGAGGAAGAGAGAAGGUUCCUGAGUCCCGAAUUCAUCCCUCCAAGGGGGAGAACAAACCCUCUGAAAUUUCAGAUAGAAAGAAGAGAUAUGCUGGACAGGAGAAAGGUGCUUCCCAUUCCAGAGUUCUAUGUCGGAAGCAUACUGCGCGUCACCACAGCCGACCCCUAUGCCAGUGGGAAAACCAGCCAGUUCCUGGGGAUUUGCAUCAAGCGAUCAGGAAGCGGGCUUGGGGCUACUUUCACCCUCAGGAACACAAUUGAAGGACAAGGUGUGGAGAUUUGCUUUGAACUGUAUAACCCUCGAAUCCAUGAGAUCCAAGUGGUGAAGUUGGAGAAGCGGCUGGAUGACAGCCUGCUGUACUUACGGGACGCCCUCCCCGAGUACAGCACCUUCGAUGUGAAUAUGAAGCCAGUUCCACUUGAGUCCUGCCAGGAAGUGCCUGUGAACACGCUGAAAGUUAAAAUGAAGCCAAAGCCGUGGUCCAAACGCUGGGAACGUCCGAACUUCAACAUUAAAGGGAUCAGAUUUGAUCUUGCUUUAACUGAAGAGCAAAUGAAAGAAGCCCAGAAGUGGAGCAAGCCAUGGCUUGAGUUUGACAUGAUGAGAGAAUAUGACACUUCAAAAAUUGAAGCUGCACUGUGGGAAGAAAUAGAAGCAUCAAAGAGGUCUUGAUCCUGGGACUGGGGAAUGGCCCAAGAGGUGAACGUGCUUGCUGCUCAGGCCGCAUGGCCUGAAUUUGACUCUGGAGCCGAGGGUGGAAGGAGAACACUGACUCCUAAAGUUGCCCUUUGGCUUCUACAUGCACACCCUUGCAUACGUGGACCGCAAUGCCUUUAAUGUAUUGGCUCUAAGGAUUUGGUUUGAAAGCCAUUAAGUUUGCUUUGUUAGAACACAGUGAUUAAAAAUGAGCAUUCGCCCCUUUUCAGUACCUAU
Molecule: messenger RNA, 1153 nt
Organism: Rattus rattus (black rat)
Lineage: Eukaryota; Metazoa; Chordata; Mammalia; Rodentia; Muridae
Gene: Mrpl19
Product: mitochondrial ribosomal protein L19
Exons: 5
Coding region: 14-892 (292 amino acids)
Biological process (GO): translation
Cellular component (GO): ribosome; mitochondrial large ribosomal subunit
Molecular function (GO): structural constituent of ribosome
Source: RefSeq, a predicted model, not a curated record